Molecule: messenger RNA, 4109 nt
Organism: Cebus imitator (Panamanian white-faced capuchin)
Lineage: Eukaryota; Metazoa; Chordata; Mammalia; Primates; Cebidae
Gene: DENND1A
Product: DENN domain containing 1A
Exons: 23
Coding region: 279-3413 (1044 amino acids)
Biological process (GO): endocytic recycling; endocytosis
Cellular component (GO): cytosol; clathrin-coated vesicle
Molecular function (GO): guanyl-nucleotide exchange factor activity; phosphatidylinositol phosphate binding
Source: RefSeq, a predicted model, not a curated record
CGCCGGGUACGCGCGCCGGCGACCAUGGCGUUCGCCGGGCUGGAGCGAGUACAUUAACCCCUGGAGGCGGCGGCGGCGGCGGCGAGGGAGCGAGCCUCGAGCGGGCGGGCCCCAGCCUGAGGGAAGGGAGGAAGGGGCGGGGAGAGCGCCAGAGGGAGGCCAGUCGGCCGCGGGCGGGCGGGCAGCGCAGCGCCGAGCGGGGCCCGCGGGCCCAUGAGGAGGCCCGGGGACCAUGGGCUCCAGGAUCAAGCAGAAUCCAGAGACCACAUUUGAAGUAUAUGUUGAAGUGGCCUAUCCCAGGACAGGUGGCACUCUUUCAGGAAGUUCUACAGACUUUGACCAAGUUUUGUUUCCCCUUCUAUGUUGACAGCCUCACAGUUAGCCAAGUUGGCCAGAACUUCACGUUCGUGCUCACUGACAUUGACAGCAAACAGAGAUUUGGGUUCUGCCGCUUAUCUUCAGGAGCGAAGAGCUGCUUCUGUAUCUUAAGCUAUCUCCCCUGGUUCGAGGUAUUUUAUAAGCUACUUAACAUCCUGGCAGAUUACACGACAAAAAGACAGGAAAAUCAGUGGAAUGAGCUCCUUGAAACUCUGCACAAACUUCCCAUCCCUGACCCAGGAGUGUCUGUUCAUCUCAGCGUGCAUUCUUAUUUUACUGUGCCUGAUACCAGAGAACUUCCCAGCAUACCUGAGAAUAGUAAACUGACAGAAUAUUUUGUGGCGGUGGAUGUCAACAACAUGUUGCAUCUGUAUGCCAGUAUGCUCUACGAACGCCGGAUACUCAUCAUUUGCAGCAAACUCAGCACUCUGACUGCCUGCAUCCACGGGUCGGCGGCGAUGCUCUACCCCAUGUACUGGCAGCACGUGUACAUCCCUGUGCUGCCACCGCAUCUGCUGGACUACUGCUGUGCUCCCAUGCCCUACCUCAUAGGAAUCCAUUUAAGUUUAAUGGAGAAAGUCAGAAACAUGGCCCUGGAUGAUGUCGUGAUCCUGAAUGUGGACACCAACACCCUGGAAACCCCCUUUGAUGACCUCCAGAGUCUCCCAAAUGACGUGAUCUCUUCACUGAAGAACAGGCUGAAGAAGGUCUCCACAACCACUGGGGAUGGUGUGGCCAGAGCCUUCCUCAAGGCCCAGGCUGCUUUCUUCGGUAGCUACCGAAACGCUCUGAAAAUCGAGCCGGAGGAGCCGAUCACUUUCUGUGAGGAAGCCUUCGUGUCCCACUACCGCUCUGGAGCCAUGAGGCAGUUCCUGCAGAACGCCACGCAGCUGCAGCUCUUCAAGCAGUUUAUUGAUGGUCGAUUAGACCUUCUCAAUUCCGGCGAAGGUUUCAGUGAUGUUUUUGAAGAGGAAAUCAACAUGGGCGAGUACGCUGGCAGUGACAAACUGUACCAUCAGUGGCUCUCCACUGUCCGGAAAGGAAGUGGAGCAAUUCUGAAUACCGUAAAGACAAAAGCAAACCCGGCCAUGAAGACUGUCUACAAGUUUGCAAAAGAUCAUGCAAAAAUGGGAAUAAAAGAGGUGAAAAACCGCUUGAAGCAAAAGGACAUUGCCGAGAAUGGCUGCGCCCCCACCCCCGAGGAGCAGCUGCCGAAGACUGCACCGUCCUCACUGGUGGAGGCCAAGGACCCCAAGCUCCGAGAAGACCGGCGGCCAAUCACAGUCCACUUUGGACAGCUGCAGAGACUCCGUCCCACCCGACUGCCUCCCAAGAUACAGCGCUCGAGGCCCGUGCGCCCACCUCGUCCACAUGUCGUUAAGAGACCAAAGAGCAACAUCACAGUGGAAGGCCGGAGGACGUCUGUGCCCAGCCCUGAGCACCUGGUAAAGCCCUUGCGACACUAUGCGGUCUUCCUCUCCGAAGACUCCUCUGACGAUGAAUGCCGGCGGGAAGAGGGCCCGAGCUCUGGCUUCACCGAGAGCUUUUUCUUCUCUGCUCCCUUUGAAUGGCCGCAGCCGUAUAGGACACUCAAGGAGUCGGACAGUGCGGAAGGCGACGAGGCAGAGAGUCCAGAGCAGCGUUUGCGGAAGCCCGUGGGCCCUGUCCCAGCUCCCCCUGACCGAGCUGCCAGCAUUGACCUUCUGGAAGACGUCUUCAGCAACCUGGACAUGGAGGCCCCACUGCAGCCACUGGGCCAGGCCAAGAGCCUGGAGGACCUUCGUGCCCCCAAAGACCUGAGGGAGCAGCCAGGGACCUUUGACUAUCAGAGGCUGGACCUGGGCGGGAGCGAGAGGAGCCGCGGGAUGGCGGUGGCCUUGAAGCUUGCCCACCCAUACAACAAGCUCUGGAGCCUGGGCCAGGACGACAUGGCCAUCCCCAGCAAGCCCCCAGCUGCCUCGCCUGAGAAGCCCUUGGCCCUACUCGGGAACUCCCUGGCCCUGCCUCGAAGGCCCCAGAACCAGGACAGCAUCCUGAACCCCAGUGACAAGGAGGAGGUGCCCACCCCUACUCUGGGGAGCAUCACUAUCCCCCGGCCCCAAGGCAGGAAGACCCCAGAGCUGGGCAUUGUGCCUCCACCACCUGUUGCCCGCCCGGCCAAGCUCCAGGCUGCCAGCACCGAACUUGGUGACUUCUCAGAACAGCCGCAGACGGAUCAGGGCAGGCGAGCUGCCCUGAGCCCUGCCCUGUUCCCAGGGCUCCUCCCUCGUGUUGUCCCCCAAGGCCCCACUGAACUGCUCCAGCCGCUCAGCCCCGGCCCCGGAGCUUCGGGCACUAGCAGUGACGCACUGCUCGCCCUCCUGGACCCGCUGAGCACAGCCUGGUCAGGCAGCACCCUCCCGCCACGCCAUACUGCCCCGAAUGUAGCCACCCCAUUCACCCCCCAAUUCACCUUCCCCUCUGUGGGGACACCCACUCCAUUCCCACAGCCACCACUCAACCCCUUUGUCCCAUCCAUGCCAGCGGCCCCACCCACCCUGCCCCUGGUCUCCACACCAGCCGGGCCUUUCGGGGCCCCUCCGGCUUCCCUGGGGUCGGCUUUUGCAUCUGGCCUCCUGCUGUCCAGCACUGGCUUCUGUGCCCCUCACAGGUCUCAGCCCAACCUCUCCGCCCUCUCCAUGCCCAACCUCUUUGGCCAGAUGCCCAUGGGCACACACACCAGCCCCCUACAGCCGCUGGGCCCUCCAGGAGUCCCCCCCUCAAGGAUUCGAACGUUGCCCCUGGCCCGCUCAAGUGCCAGGGCUGCUGAGGCCAAGCAGGGGCUGGCCCUGAGGCCUGGAGACCCCCCGCUUCUGCCUCCCAGGCCUCCCCAAGGUCUGGAGCCAGCACUGCGGCCCUCUGCUCCUCAGCAGGCCAGAGACCCCUUUGAGGAUCUGUUACUGAAAACCAAGCAAGAUGUGAGCCCGAGUCCAGCCCCGGCCCCAGCCCCAGGCUCGGUGGAGCAGCUCAGGAAGCAGUGGGAGACCUUCGAGUGAGCCAGGCCCUGAGGUGGGGAUGUGCCGAGGCCCGAGCGUCCGUCCACAGCUGCACUUCUGAGGCUUCCCCACCACUCUCUGCCCAGGUUCUGCUGAUGGGAAGGGAUGGGACCCCUCUCUGCUGCCCCCUCCUCCCCUCCACACUGCCCAUCUCUGAGGUCUGGCUCUGGGGAAUGGCACCAGCUCCAGCCUGGGUAUCAACCCACUUCCUGGAUGCCCAUCCACCCCACGGUUGCCCCUCCUCGGCACCCUUGAUUGGGUUUUGCACUAAAGAGGUCAGCUGGGCCAGUCAUUGCCCCAGACUGAGUCCUACCCACCUUCCCUCUGGAAGUGUCCCUAGAGGCUCCAAAGGCCAGCUCUCCUGUCCCCACCACAGCCAGGCCCUGCACGCCCACCUCCUUGGACACAGGUGGCAGUGUUACGCUCCAGUGUGAGCUCAUCUGCACAAGAUACAGGCGACUGCGGGGUUGGAGGUAGGACUCCCCCUGCUCUGGAGGGUUAACCUGGUGGGGCACUUCCAGACUGUUCUAGCAAUACACACACUUGUGCUUUCCUGUGUCUUCACCCCAAAACUUGUUGAUUCUGACCUGGUAGGAUCUGGGGACCAGGAAGUCUUGGGCUGCCUUGUGAUGGCCAAACCCAGCCCCAGCCACCCUGCAUGGUGGCUGCGAGCACCAGCAAUUUGGAUUUGUAGAA